GAUAAUGUGCUAAACAUAUUUUUUUCCUUCUAUUAACAGAGUGUUAAACCUGCGCCAGACAUUUUCAACUAUGCCCGAAUCGGAUCUGGAUGACCUAGUCACGGAGCUGGUUUCUGGCAAUGACUUGGUGGGUCCUGAGUCAGUACGAGCGGCGCUGCGUGCAAGGGGACUCCGCGUCCAACGUAGAAGGGUGCGAGAAAGUAUGCUGCGCACAAACCCUGGGGCAGCUGCACUUAGAUCCUUACUGCAGAGACCAGAGAGAAGGACCUACCAAGUACAAGGUCCUAACUCUUUGUGGCACAUUGAUGGUAACCACAAGUUGAUAAGGUGGAGGAUGGUCAUCCAUGGAGGGAUAGAUGGCUACAGUCGCUUGGUUGUUUUCCUCCGUGCCUCCUCCAACAACCGCAGCAGCACAGUGUUGGAAAGCUUUGUCAAUGCUGUGGAUCGCUAUGGUGUGCCCUCCAGGGUCAGGACUGACAAAGGAGGAGAAAACAGUUCUGUGUGCCUCAUGAUGAACCUCUUCCGAGGUUUUAGACGAGGCAGCGCCAUUCAAGGGAGGAGCGUACACAACCAACGCAUAGAGAGGCUCUGGGGGGAUCUCUGGCGUGGACUCACAAACGUGGUUUCAGACUUUAGAUUCCUGGGCACACACCACAUCAAAGAGGAUCUCUCCUGGAUCACAGUAGUCAAGAAGGCCCAGCAGCAGCGACUCUAUUUUCUGAGGAUCCUCAGGAAAAACAACCUGUAG
Molecule: messenger RNA, 748 nt
Organism: Gadus chalcogrammus (walleye pollock)
Lineage: Eukaryota; Metazoa; Chordata; Actinopteri; Gadiformes; Gadidae
Exons: 3
Coding region: 71-748 (225 amino acids)
Biological process (GO): DNA integration
Molecular function (GO): 2-oxoglutarate-dependent dioxygenase activity; methyltransferase activity; nucleic acid binding
Source: RefSeq, a predicted model, not a curated record